Molecule: messenger RNA, 1874 nt
Organism: Sturnus vulgaris (Common starling)
Lineage: Eukaryota; Metazoa; Chordata; Aves; Passeriformes; Sturnidae
Product: endothelin receptor type B-like
Biological process (GO): vasoconstriction; developmental pigmentation; regulation of blood pressure
Cellular component (GO): plasma membrane
Molecular function (GO): endothelin receptor activity
Source: RefSeq, a predicted model, not a curated record
AGCUCACAUCGCUGUUUUCCCGACUCCACUAUCCACAACCUGCACCAUGAGCUGGGGCUCCUCAGCAGGACCAGUCCCAGCCCUGGCCAUUCUCCUGAGCUGCCUUUUCUCAGGAACACUCACCCAGACCCCAGGGCCCUUCCAGGACAGCACCGUGGCCCUGGAGCUGCCGGGCCAGGAGCAUCCCCACAGCCUGGUUCAGCCUGGCUUCCUCCAGGGCGUGCCAGUGUCCAACGUGUCCGAGGUGUCCCCCUCGGAGCCGCCCCUGCUGCCCGUGUGUGCCCGGCCCGCCGACAUCCGCCACGCCUUCAAAUACAUCAACACCAUCGUGUCCUGCUCCAUCUUCGUGGUGGGCAUCAUCGGAAACUCCACGCUGCUGCGCAUCAUCUACAAGAACAAGUGCAUGAGGAACGGCCCCAACGUGCUCAUCGCCAGCCUGGCCCUGGGCGACCUGCUCUACAUCCUCAUCGCCCUGCCCAUCAACGUCUACAAGCUCCUGGCCAAGGACUGGCCCUUCGGAGUGCAGGUCUGCAAGCUGGUGCCCUUCAUCCAGAAAGCCUCCGUGGGCAUCACGGUGCUCAGCCUGUGUGCCCUCAGCAUCGACAGGUACCGAGCAGUGGCGUCCUGGAGCCGGAUCCAGGGCAUUGGGAUCCCCAUGUGGAAGGCUGUGGAGGUGCUGCUCAUCUGGGCCGUGGCCGUGGUGCUGGCAGUGCCCGAGGCCAUCGCCUUCGACAUGGUGGAGCUGAGCUACUGGGAGCAGCACCUGUGGGUGUGCAUGCUGGCCUCGGAGCAGAAAUCCCGCUUCAUGAGGUUCUAUCGGGAUGUGAAGGACUGGUGGCUUUUUGGGUUCUAUUUCUGCCUGCCCUUGGUGUGCACGGGCAUCUUCUACACCCUCAUGUCCUGCGAGAUGCUGAGCAAGAGGAACGGGAUGAGGAUCGCCCUCAACGACCACAUGAAACGGCGCAGGGAGGUGGCCAAGACCGUGUUCUGCCUGGUGGUGAUCUUCGCUCUCUGCUGGCUGCCCCUGCACCUCAGCCGCAUCCUCAAGAAAACCAUCUACGACCAGACCGACCCCAACCGCUGUGAGCUGCUCAGUUUCCUGCUGGUGAUGGAUUAUUUUGGGAUCAACAUGGCCUCCCUCAACUCCUGCAUCAACCCCGUGGCUCUGUACUUUGUCAGCCGGAAAUUCAAGAACUGCUUCCAGUCCUGCCUGUGCUGCUGGUGCCAGAGGCCGGCCCUGAGCAUCACCCCCACGGAUGAGAAGGGAUCUGUUGGGAAGUGGAAAGCCACGGGGCAGGAGCUGGGGCUGGACAGGAGCAGCUCCCGCCUGAGCAACAAGUACAGCUCAUCCUAAGGGCCUGAGCCUGCCCAGGACGAGGCCCAAGGACAGCAGGGACCCCUCCAAUCCUCUCCCAGGCUCUUCCUGGCUGGGCCUGAAUCAGCUUUGCCCUCGUGUCCAACCCAGCUGGAAGGAGCUGGAGCAUUGCCCAGGGACCAGCCCCAAACCCAGCCCCUGACCCCAGGUCACCUCUGCAGGAGAGAGGGAAGGGGAUUCACAUCCUCACAGGAUUCUUCAUUUCCUGGCAGGAAAACCAAGGGAUUUGUGACCAUUUGCCUGGGGGUGGUGGAACGUGGGAAGCGUGUGGGAAGGGAAGGAAGGUUGGGGUGCUCACUCUGGGAUGGAUGUGGGGUGAGGAGCAGAGGGAGACAGACACAAUUCCCAGCUGGGAAAGCCAAGCCAAGCUUGGAGAAAUCCCUGUGGGGGACAGAGAUGUCCUUGUGGUCGUGUGGAGGUGGGAAAGGCAGUGGGGAAGGUCCAGCCUCAGUUGGAAGAGCCAGUAGAACCAACUAAAAUAUGGAAAAGGCAUCUCUCU